CCAAGUGCGUGCCAUCACCCCAUGGAAGAUUCGAUGGACAUGGACAUGAGUCCCCUGAGGCCCCAGAACUAUCUUUUCGGUUGUGAACUAAAGGCUGACAAAGAUUAUCAAUUUAAAGUGGAUAAAGAUGAAAAUGAACACCAGUUAUCUUUAAGAACGGUUAGUUUAGGGGCUGGAGCAAAGGAUGAAUUGCAUAUUGUUGAAGCAGACACAAUGAAUUAUGAAGGCAGUCCAAUUAAAGUAACACUGACAACACUGAAAAUAUCUGUACAGCCAACAGUUUCCCUUGGGGGCUUUGAAAUAACACCACCUGUGGUCUUAAGGUUGAAGUGUGGUUCAGGGCCUGUGCAUAUUAGUGGACAGCACUUAGUAGCUGUGGAGGAAGAUGCAGAAUCAGAAGAAGAAGAGGAAGAGGACAUAAAACUCUUAAGUAUAUCUGGAAAGCGAUCUGCCCCUGGAGGUGGAAGCAAGGUUCCACAGAAAAAAGUAAAACCUGCUGCUGACGAAGAUGAUGACGAUGAAGAUGAUGAUGAUGAUGAUGAUUUUGAAGAUGAGGAAACAGAAAAAAAGCUCCAAUCAAAAGGUCAAAAAUCAUUCAAAAAACAGGAAAAAACACCUAAAACACCCCACGAUAUUGUGAUGGCUACUAUGCUGAACGGUGCAGCAGUGAUGGAUGCAGCACUUCUGUUGAUAGCUGGUAAUGAAUCUUGUCCACAGCCUCAGACCUCUGAGCAUCUGGCUGCUAUAGAAAUUAUGAAACUGAAGCAUAUUUUAAUUCUACAAAAUAAAAUUGAUUUGGUAAAAGAAAGGCUAAAGACCAAUAUGAACAGAUCCUUGCAUUGUACAAG
This is a messenger RNA of Tupaia belangeri chinensis (Chinese tree shrew), 848 nucleotides long. Its product is annotated as nucleophosmin-like. Gene Ontology annotation, molecular function: RNA binding; histone binding; GTPase activity. The transcript is spliced from 3 exons. Gene Ontology annotation, cellular component: ribonucleoprotein complex; centrosome; cytoplasm. The annotation marks the transcript as partial. NCBI's taxonomy places the organism in Eukaryota, Metazoa, Chordata, Mammalia, Scandentia, Tupaiidae. The record is from RefSeq and is a predicted model, not a curated record. Gene Ontology annotation, biological process: ribosomal large subunit export from nucleus; positive regulation of transcription by RNA polymerase II; ribosomal large subunit biogenesis.